This is a messenger RNA of Coregonus sp. 'balchen', 5146 nucleotides long. NCBI's taxonomy places the organism in Eukaryota, Metazoa, Chordata, Actinopteri, Salmoniformes, Salmonidae. The record is from the annotation of a GenBank genome assembly.
UGUGCUGCAGCCUGAUAUGGGGAAAAAGUCCAAGUACAAAACCACAGUGAAGAAGAAAACUCUCAAUCCCGAGUUUAAUGAGGUACUUCCACCCGCUCUGAGCACCACAAUACACUCUCCCUAAUACAUAAACCAAUACCUGGCAACCUUCCAGUAAACUAAUAUCUGGCAUUCUCCCAAUAAACACAUACCGAUGUAGGAUCUUAAUUUGAGCAGUUUGCUACAGCAGGACAAUUAUCCUGUAGCAACAAGAAAUUUGAAUUAUUAUAUAAUUAAUGAAAAUUUUUGGGGUUCAUACAUUUUUCGUUAGGGCAAAUCAAGUCUGAAAUUUCAAAGUGGAAUUCACAAACUUUAGAAGCCUUUUUAAAACUCAAAUACCCUACAAGUUUGCAUUUCCUGCAGUGCAGGAACAUUCUCAGCAACAAAAGUGUGAUCAAAUUAAGAUCCUACAUCUGUAUUUGGCAACCCAUUUCUCUGACUCACAUUUGGCAACUAGAUGUGCAAAAUAUAUAAUAUAUUAUACUAAUGUUGUUUGUUGAAUUAUACGCCCUUGGAAGGGAUGGAAAGCUAUAGCCUACCCCUUCUUAUGCAUUUGUGAAUACAUUAUUGUCCCAUGCAUUUACACUACCGGUCAAAGGUUUUAGAACACCUACUCGUUCAAGAGUUUUUCUUUAUUUUUACUAUUUCCUACAUUGUAGAACAAUAGAGAAGACAUCAAAACGAUGAAAUAACACAUAUGGAAUCAUGUAGUAAACAAAAAAGUGUUACAAAUCAAAAUAUAUUUUAUAUUUGAGAUUCAUCAAAUAGCCACCCAUUGCCUUGAUGACAGCUUUGCACACUCUUGGCAUUCUCUCAACCAGCUUCACCUGGAAUGCUUUUCCAACAGUAUUGAAGGAGUUCCCACAUAUGCUGAGCACUUGUUGGCUGCUUUUCCUUCACUCUGCGGUACGACUCAUCCCAAACCAUCUCAAUUGGGUUGAGGUCGGGGGAUUGUGGAGGCCAGGUCAUCUCCAUCGCUCUCCUUCUUGGUAAAAUAGCCCUUACACAGCCUGGAGGUGUGUUGGGUCAUUGUUCUGUUGAAAAACAAAUGAUAGUCCCACUAAGCCCAAACCAGAUGGGAUGGCGUAUCGCUGCAGAAUGCUGUGGGAGCCAUGCUGGUUAAGUGUGCCUUGAAUUCUAAAUAAAUCACCAGCAAAGCACCCCCACACCAAAACACCUCCUCCUCCAUGCUUUACGUUGGGAAAUACACAUGCAGAGAUCAUCCGUUCACCCACACCGCAUCUCACAAAGACAUGGCGGUUGGAACCAACGUUCUCCAAUUUGUGGACUCCAGACCAAAGGACAAAUUUCCACCGGUCUAAUGUCCAUUGCUCGUGUUUCUUGGCCCAAGCAAGUCUCUUCUUCUUAUUGGUGUCCUUUAGUAGUGGUUUCUUUGCAGCAAUUCGACCAUGGUUUUGAUGUCUUCACUAUUAUUCUACAAUGUAGAAAAUAGUAAAUAUAAAGGAAAACACUUGAAUGAGUAGGUGUCCUAAAUCUUUUGACCGGUAGUGUAAUUCCAUAAUUUUAUUCCAAAUGCAGAGUACUGUAUACAGUAUGUGCCAUAAUUUGAAAACAUGUUCCAUCUCCUUCAAGACUGCAUAACUACGCACCCUACCAUCAACAUGAAUUUAAGUCAAUACAUGUUUCACAUUCAAUGUUAAACAUAAUCUGAAUAACUUUCCGCUAAGUGUGAAUACAUCUUUCUCUCUCGCUACCUCUGUUCCUUACAGGAGUUUGUGUAUGAAGUUCCACACGACCAGCUGGCGAAGAAAACCCUGGAGAUCUCCGUAUGGGACUAUGAUCUGGGGAUGAGCAACGACUUCAUAGGUAAGAGAAAGGGGGAGUGGGUGAAAUGAGGAGAGAGGUAGAGAGCGAGAAAUAUAGCUAAAGAAAAUAAUGUAAAUAGAAUAUGUGGGUGCGAGGAGGAGAGCAACGCGGGCCACAGUGUGAUGAGCAAUGACGUCAUAGGUAAAAGAGAGGGAGGGAGAAGAGGAGAAGAAGAAAUAGUGAAAGGAUGGAAGAACUGAAGAGGGGGAUGAAAUGAAAGCGAGAGCGACAGAAAGGAGUACUCAAUCCCUCAACGGGGUGACACGUCGGAUUCCCACUGCUUUGUGAGGCACUAAACGGCUCUGACGUGGCCCGGCUUGUACUGUAUAUCACAGGAGGCAGGAGUGAGGGAGAACCGGUGGGGAGGCAGCUGGGGGAGAAUGGAUUGUAGGGAUCUGGAAGGCCUUGAGAUCAAAGUGUUUUACUCCCGUCUGGAGGCUCCCUGUAACAGGCUGAGUCUCUCUCUCUUUCCGACUGUCUCCCUAGUGCCCUCUCUCUCUCUCUCUCUCUCUCUCUCUCUCUCUCUCUCUCUCUCUUGCUCUCUAUCUAUCUCUCUCUCUCUCUCUCUCUCUCUCGCUCUCUAUCUCUCUCUCUCUCUCUCUCUCUCUCGCUCUCUCGCUCUCUCGCUCUCUCUCUCUCUCUCUCUCUCUCUCUCUCUCUCUCUCUCUCUCUCUCCUCUCUCUCUCUCUCUCUCUCUCUCUCUCUCUCUCUCUCUCUCUCUCUCCAACUCAGGCUUUCUAUUUAUCUCAUGCCCGCUCAAUCUCUCCCUCAUGCCCUCUCUCUAUCCCUCUCUCUCACUCACACCCCCUCAUGUUGUCUCUCUCUCCCUCCAUCCCUCUCUCUCAUGCUUUUUUUUCUCUCUCUCUCUAUUUCUCUUUCUCUCUCUCACGCUGGGGCCAUAACGUUUGUGAGUUAUUACCUUCGCCAGAAGAGUAGGGGGAAAAGGCCAUUGCUCUAACACACUGUUCCGGCUAACCUCCCCCAUGACUGUUAUCAUUAUUGUUAUGGUGUAAUGGCCAACAUACACGACGGCCUAGAUCUGUUAGCACUGUGGAAAAUGACUGUGAUACUGGGAGAGACAGAGCGAGAGGGGAGGAAGUGGGGGAAAGAGAAAGGGGGGAGUGACUGAGAGGGAAAAAGGGAUAAGAUGGAUAGAGCAGAGGGAGAAAAAUGUGGUGUCAAAUACUCUCUGUAAAGGUCAGGAAGAAUGAUGGAGGAAGAAGAUAAGGGACAGAAAAAUGAAAGGAAAAGAGUAAUUAUGGAAGGAAGAGAGAUAGGAGGAGAGACGGAGAGAGAGUAGCAGUGUCCCCUCUGAUUUGUGGGAGCAAUUGAUGGGCGGACUGGACCUCUCAUUUUGCACAAAGACAGAGGUGUCGAGGAAGGAGGAGAAGGGGAGGAAUAAAAGAGGAGGAAAAGAGAUAGGGAGUGGGAUGGCCCCGCCUGGUCCUCCCUCCCUCAACCAUCUCAUCCCAUCCAUCAGUGUUUCUCUCUCAUCCCUCUUUCUCUUGUCCCACGCCGCGUCACACUGUCGCCCGCCGUUUGUCACCCACACCCCUCCGGGCUCAGGGAACACGGUAUCGAUCUGUUUGUGUGUGUGUGUGUGUGUGUGUGGAGGGGGGGGGGGGGGGGUUGGGGGUCAUUAGCGGGGUACGUGAGAGGCCUAGACAAACGCGGCAAACAGGUCAGGUGUGUGUGUACGACUGUGUGUGUGUGUGUGUGUUUGGGGGUGGCAAGAAUGAGAAGGGGUCAUUGGGAAGGUACGUGAGAAGACUAUCCAAACACACUUCUCUCUGAGACUUGGGCGCUAAGCGGGCGCGAGGUUUGUUUGCGCACAUACAAUUACACACAUCCCACUGGGCACACACUGAUUGAAUCAACGUUGCUUCCACAUCAUUUCAAUGAAAUUACGUUGAACCAACAUGGAAUAGAUGUUGAAUUGACGUCUGUGCCCAGUGGGAUGUGUGUGAGUUAUGUAAGAGACAGUAUUAACCUCCCCCACACCUCUCACUGUAUAUGAAGGGAAGUUUAAUGCCAAGGCUUAGUGGGGCCACAGAUGAGCUAAUGAGCGUGUUUCAGGCGUUGUGAAAGCCGGCGUCUGUUAAAUACUGUGUUUUAAAACUUCACGCUCCGUCAACUGUGCAAUCACAGCCAGGAAAACCGCUAUCUGUCUGAUGACCCCCCCCCAGUGAUGACUCUGUCUCUCUCUCUUCAUCUCUCUCUCUCCUUUUCCUAUCUGUCAAUUUAUCGCUAUUUAUCCCUCUCAAUUCCCCCCUUUCUUAAUCUCUCCCCUUUUUCUUGCUGUUCUCUCUCUCCCUGUGUGUCCCUGUGGGUCUGUCUGUGUGUCCCUGUGGGUCUGUCUGUGUGUCCCUGUGGGUCUGUGUGUCUCCCUGUGUGAACAUUUACAUUUACAUUUUAGUCAUUUAGCAGAUGCUCUUAUCCAGAGCGACUUACAGACCUGUAGGUCUGUCUCUGUGGGUCUGUCUGUGUUUCAGAGACAGAGAGAGAGAGAGAGAGAGAGAGAGAGAGAGAGGUUCUGUCUGUGUGUCUCCCUGUGUGUCCCUGUGGGUCUGUCUGUGUGUCUCCCUGUGUGUUUCUGUGAGUCUGUCUGUGUGUCUCCCUGUGUGUCCCUGUGGGUCUCCCUGUGUGUCCCUGUGGGUCUGUGUGUCUCCCUGUGGGUCUGUCUGUGUGUCCCUGUGGGUCUGUGUGUCUCCCUGUGUGUCCCUGUGGGUCUGUCUGUGUAUCCCUGUGGGUCUAUGUGUCCCUGUGGGUCUGUGUGUCUCCCUGUGUGUCCCUGUGGGUCUGUCUGUGGGUCUGUGUGUCUCCCUGUGUGACCCUGUGGGUCUGUCUGUGUGUCUGUCUGUGUGUCCCUGUGGGUCUCCCUGUGUGUCUCCCUGUGUGUCCCUGUGGGUCUGUCUAUGUGUCUCCCCGUGUGUCUCCCUGCGUGUUUCUCUGUGGGUCUGUCUGCGUGUCUGUUUGUCUGUCUGUUGGUAGCUAGGUUGUUCAUGUAAAAUAUGUUUUUCUCGUGGACUCACCUGACUUAAAGAUUUCAUUUUUCUUUCUCUUCUCUCCUUCUUCCUCUUACCUCUCCCUCUCUUUCUCUUUCUCUCUCUCUCUCUCUCUCUCUCUCUCUCUCUCUCUCUCUCUCUCUCUCUCUCUCUGUCUCUCUCCCUUCCACCUUCUCCCUCCCUCUCUCUCAGGUGGAGUUGAACUGGGCAUAAAUGCUAAGGGAGUGAGGCUGAAACAUUGGUUUGAGUGUCUCAAACACAUCGGCAAGAAAGUC